This is a messenger RNA of Rhipicephalus microplus (southern cattle tick), 3235 nucleotides long. Its product is annotated as transmembrane protein 135. NCBI's taxonomy places the organism in Eukaryota, Metazoa, Arthropoda, Arachnida, Ixodida, Ixodidae. The record is from RefSeq and is a predicted model, not a curated record.
ACGCGAGCGGCCAACGCCACCCGCUCGCCGCUUUCUUGUCAGCACGUCUUUCGCCGGCUGCAGCAGCAGCGGCAGAACUGCCUCACUCGGGAGCUCAGCGGCGAAGGUGCAUUCCAGGCUUGCGAUCCUCGUUUGUGGCGGGACUUCAAAUGGUGCCGCGGCUUCACUAACUCGGAUAUAGGGUCCCUCUAGCACGCGCGCGCGCGUGUGUGUGCAUCUCGGGCGGCAUGGCGGUGUUCAGCAAGUACGCUGAACUGUUGGACUACCACUUGCCCUACAACUGCUACGAGAUCGGCCACACCUGGACCCCGUCCUGCGUCGACGCAUCCGUCUACGUUGGACUGCACGCUUUCAGGGAGUCGCUCAAGAUCUACCUUCCGUUGUACGCGGCCUCCCUGGUGUACAGCAAGCGUUACGAUGGCACCGCAGUGAAGCGCACGCUUCAGGCGGUCCUCAUCUCAUCUUUCUUCCUCAGCUUCAACGCGUUCGCCUUCAUCGCUGUCUUCUGCUCGCUCAGGAGGCUGGUGGGGCGGUUCAACUUCCUGAAUGCCUCCUACCUGCCGGGUUUCCUGGCCAGCCUUCUGGCCAUCCUAAUUGAACGCAAGAGCAGGAGGCAAGCGUUGGCCAUAUACGUCUGCAACAUAGCCUCGGAAACCAUCUUCCGCAUGAGGGUCUCCCGCAAGGAUUUCCGACCGAUCAAGCAUGGCGAGGUGAUGCUGUUCAGCGUGGCGUCCGCGCUCUUCUUGUACGUGAUCCGGCGCAGCGGCUUCUCGAACGACCCCGUGAGCCGGGCCUUCCAGUUCAUCGUGGGUCGCGAGGAAGUACUCUCGUCGUCGCCCCGCGGUUCGUGUUCGCACACGCCCAGUUCGUCGGGCAGCUCGCCCACGCCGCCCAUCCUGCGCGCCGGGGUGGACAGUCCUCCCGAGGACCUCGCCGCUCGCAGCGAGGCCCAGGAAAAGGCCUGGCAGCUCGUCCACUACGUGUCUCGUCUCCUCGACGACCAAGGGUCGUGGAUGCAGAAGAGGCUCACCGCGCUGGGACUGAACGCCAGGCACUGGUCGUGCGGGCACAAGCGCGGAUGCGCGGCGCACGUCUUCCAGGGUUUCCUGCGCUCCUUCAUGCUGGGCUGUGGCCUGCGGGUGCUGUUUCGGCUGGUGGCCACUCGACGUCACCUAGCGCAGGACGUGAGCCGCGUCUACCCGACGCUCCUCCGUCGGGACAACCUCUGGCUGGGCGCCUUCCUCGGUUCCUUCGCUGGCAUCUACAGGCUAGUAAGCUGCCUGCUGCGGUGGAGUGGCGAUGGUCGCAGUGACUGGCACGCUCUGCCGGCUGGUCUUCUGGCAGGCCUGUCCAUGUUCUGGUACCCAAGUCCCAGCAUCGCACUCUACCUAGUCUGGAAGCUCGUCGAGAACGUCUACAUGGCUGGCAUGGACAAUGGCGUUCUUCCGUGCGUUCCCAACGCGCCGGUUCUCCUCUACUCUGUCUCCUGCGCGGUGCUUUUUUACGCGGCGGUCUUCGAACCUCACAAUCUCAGGCCGACGUACUGGACGUUCCUCAACAGGUUGUCGUGCGGCAGAUUUUCGCUGCUGAACCGCCACGUGUACGACAUGUUCGGCGUGCACUCCUCCAAGCUGUUCGAUGACUUUUGGCCCAAGCUGGACUUGAAGUUCACCACGCGCAGGUUUCAAGAGUCGGUCCUCAUCUGGGUGCCGUUUUGACGAAUAGCCAGAAAUGGAAGAAAGAAGAAAUAAUGUGUGAUAUGGCUAAAUGAAUGUUCUCAUUCAGCCCCCCCCCCCCCUUUCCAUUUUUUUGUAUUGCAGUUAUGUCGCGAAGCCUCUUAUUCCACCGCAAUAAGUUUGCGACCACUCGAGAAUCUGGUGUUGGUGGAAUGUGCAAACUGCGAAAUAGCCGUAUGUGAAUGUUUAUUUUUUAUAAUAUUUUCUUCUCACUGGAACUUUUUUAGGAGUGUCAUUCUGUACGCUUUUUCGGGACGUGUGAUUUCCACCCACCCCCUUUUUUUGUUGCAGUGCCUCACAGAGGUCUGUGAGAAAGGGGGGGGGGGGAUACACUCUCUGCUUUCACCUGGUCUUCCAGCCCUUUCCAUCACUCCGACCUCCUCACAGAGACGGCAGACCAUAAGCCUGCGCACGAUAAGGUAGGGCGGGAAAGGGUGGCAGCACAACACUACACUCUUCCCAACUCCUUAGGGGGGGGGGGGGCAGCCACUUCGUCAUUCACCGCGUUUUUAUCGUUAGGACCUCAGUGUAAGUGUACGAGAAGAGUGUAGAGGGACGCUGUGAAAGAACAUCGCCUCUACCCCCCUCCCCACCGAAUCCGGAACUCCACGCAUGCCUAUGGCCGGAAAGACGGCCGGACAGGACAGUGAUUGCGCAGUCCAGUCCAGCUGCAUACGAUCGUUGAACUUCCGACUGUUGCGUUGAUUGUUCCUCCGCGUGUUACACUUGGGGAAAAAAAAGGGGGCGACGAACAAGGGAGAACAAUAGACAAGAAGUGUUUAAUGAACGUCACGGGAGUCAUCGCAAUAUAUCAUUGUAGCAAUAUGCUUUUACACGUGCGCAUACUGGCGCAUGCUGCGGGAAAGAUAAUUUAAAUUUCCGAAAGUAUCGACUCCUUGUACCUCCACGAUUCACGCAAGCUCAGUUUCUUGGCUUCUUUAUAUUUUGACAUCUAAAUACCGUCAUCGGCCAUAACAACACCCGCCAUCUCAACACCGGUUGUCGAUUCUUACAAAAACCGGCUAUUCGCUGCGCUCCAUCUAAUUGGUGUUAAAUUGAAAAUAGCUCUAAUCAGGAUGGCCAUCACGAUACUUUUUUUUUUGUAGUAUUCGUCGUCUUACCAAACUUGCUGUGCUCACCUUGAGGCUCCGUUUACGAAGUAGAUUUGCAUAUUCCAGGUGUGAGGACAUACAGACGUGUGCGCCUCUCGAAGGGUUGCACGGCAGACUCUCUCGCUCAAGAGGCCUUGAAAUCGCAAGAAUGUUGUCGAUAACAGGGGGUUUUUAAAGCGCGCUAUGAACAAGGUGUUUUGCAGGGUGAGGGCGCGAAGCACUUUUGUAAGAACGCCUCUGUUGUUUUCCUUCCUGUUUGUAAAUUUUGCUGCGUUAUAUAAUGGGCGACAGCUAAACCCGGCUGUACCUUUCGCGAUAGGCGAUGUCUUGUCGCUUUUGUAUAUACACACGAGAGGAAAUAAACUUGUACAUAACCCAUCUCCUUGA